Mycotypha africana is the source of this 2847-nucleotide messenger RNA. RefSeq lists its product as uncharacterized. Lineage: Eukaryota; Fungi; Mucoromycota; Mucoromycetes; Mucorales; Mycotyphaceae. The record is from RefSeq and is a predicted model, not a curated record. Gene Ontology annotation, molecular function: nucleosome binding. Bases 1 to 2847 code for a protein of 948 amino acids. Gene Ontology annotation, cellular component: nucleoplasm; brahma complex; SWI/SNF complex. The transcript is spliced from 4 exons. Gene Ontology annotation, biological process: positive regulation of DNA-templated transcription; chromatin remodeling; regulation of transcription by RNA polymerase II.
AUGGAUCCUAAACUUUCCGCAAAUGCUGCACAGGGCAUGAACAUCAACCCACAGCAGAAUCCACAAACUCCUAAUAUGAUGAUGUCAUUUCAGCAGCAGCAACAACAUCCUCAACCUGAAAUGCAACAAUUUAAUCCGCUUAACGGUUUGAACAAUAUGGCCUUUAAUACAGCUAAUAUGGCCAAUUUGAAUUACGUUCAACCGGAUUUCAGCAAUCUUGAUCCGAAUGAUUUGAACAUGAACGCUUUCAUACAAAACAAUCCCAAUUUUGGCGGCAAUAUGAAUAUGAACUUACUUCAACAGCAAGCACUACAACAACAACAACAGCAACAACAACAUUUACGUCAACCAUCACAUCCUCAGUCUGUAUAUUCACCACAAAAUUUGAUGGGGCUUCAAGGAAAUAGUCCAGCAAUGCACGCUCAGUAUCAGAAUAGAGGUCUCUAUCAAAACAAUGGAAGCAUAAUGGCCGGUUCACCUCAAGCACUUAUGUUUCAACAGCAACAAGCGGCUGCUAUGGCUAUGGCCAGAGCCAAACAAUCACCAAGCCAGUCACCGGCCAUGAGCGGCAAUAUCCCCAACAAUGUUAUAAGUUCACCCUCUGUAAACAAUAGCCCUCAUAUUGCAGGUGCUAGAGUCGGACAGGAAUAUGCAGUUUUUCCAAUGAAUCCAAAUGUAAAUUCUCCAGCGCAAAGCUUUCAACAUACUAAUGGUAUUUCGCCCUCGCCUCAAAUGACGCGUGUUAUACCUUCCCAGGCGAAUAAUCAAUUCAUGCAACAGCAACAAAAUUUUCUUCAGCAACAGCAACACCGUCAACAACAAGUGCCACAAAAACAUCCUACUUCUGUUGCCGGCUCACCUUCACUAAAUAGCAAUCCACCUUCUACAUCGUAUAAUUCACCACAAUUACAGCAGCAACAAGCACACCAACAGUCACCGAUUCCCCGCCAAUCAGCUACACCCGCUAGUAAUCAUUCUACUCCACAUCAACAGCACCGGCAAAUCGAUAAUGCCAUAGGGACGCCUCAAAUGAGCCCAGGGCGUAAUCGACAGCAGCAAGCUCCUACACCUAUGACUCCAAUGGCCAAACCGACGACUGCCAGUUAUUCUCCAUCAUCCACACAACAACCACAAUCUCCUAAUGUACCUUCAGAGACCUCUGCAUCACCUAACCGUGCAAAUCAACAAAAUCAAUUAGAUAGCAACCAUCAGUCACAGCAGCAACAACGACAACCCUUAGCAAAUAUGCAGCCAUCAACGCCAGCACCACCUGUAACUCCUCAACAAAAGAUAGCCUAUAUACCGAAAACACGUAAUGUAGAUACUUACGGUGGAGUAGAUCUGAAGUAUUUUGACAAGUUCGAAAUAAAGCCCCUAACACCACAUUUGAAUGAAUUGGGUAUAAUUGAUAUUCAAGCGCUUAUCAUGUCACUGAAGUCUGGAUUGAAGAUGGAAGUUACCAAUGCUCUUAAUGUAUUGACCGUUUUAACGACAGAAUCGCAGAUAUUUCACCAUCAUCAUCCACAACAACAGCAGCAAUGUAACCUUCCUUUGAUGCAAUGCGAUGAUUUAUUAGAUGUGUUACUAGACUAUUUAGAGGAGGAUAUUUUAGGUAGCAGUAGUCGAUUUUUAUCCAAGCCUUCAUUGGCAGCAUCGACAUCGACCCCAUCAGCAAAAACAGCAACAGUAGGUACAGUUUUAACCUACAUCGACUUAUUUGAUAUGUCUUUGGACGAAAUGAAGAGUCUGAUUCCACAAUUAGAAAAAUCUACAUCAGAUAUUUGGAUGUCACUUCGUGAAAGAUGUUUAUGCAUAUUUAAUAUUAUUCGCAAUUUGUCUUUUAUGACAGACAAUAUCGAAUAUUUAGCUCGUCAUUCUCGCUUUGUCAGACUACUCUGCGACAUAACGGGUUUCUUAAGCAACAGUUAUGACAGCGACAAUAGUAAUAGUGGGAAAGAUACUACAGGUCGCGAAACAUGGUUUGUGGGUAUACGAUUGAUGGAUACACUUGACUUUCGAAAAAGCGUCUUAAUGAUCUUGUCCAAUAUCUCCAUGUUCCUGACAUUAAAUGAGAAGAAAACAGCAGCUGUCUUGGUGUAUCUAGUGCAUGACUUCUUAAUAAACGGGCCCGACACAUAUUACUCUUUGUUAGCUAUAGAAACAUGGACGAAGCUUACUGUCAACUAUGAGAAUCGACAACUAUUACAUACACUUAUCGAAAAGCAAGAUGAAGAAAAAGAGAAUGAAAGGAUGUUGACUUUAAUCGAAGAUAUAUGGCUUGAACUUACUUCUGUGAUAAGACGCGACUUUUUCUCCUCCGACGGACGCGUGAUGCAUGCUAUGACAUCCAACCAACUAGCGACACUAGAGCUUAUUGUGAUGGGGCUUUACAACAUUGUUGCCAUCAUUCAAUUAUCUGAUACCAUACGACAGAGGUUCUUAGAAAAUAAUAAGGGAAUGGGAAUGAUGAUAAUGCGACUAUGCAUUACUUUGGCAGAAUCAGGCAAUCCUCAGUUCAGUUUAGUAACAAAACAUGGUAUGGAAUUAAUUCGCGCACUUAUUUGCGGUGGUGAUGGUAUUUAUAAGCGUCCAAGUCAACGCUCGCAAAAUGCACAACAACAUAGACCGCUGGCUGCUCUAUCUCAACAAAGUCUGCAGUAUCACCUAGAUACCAAAAAAGAUGAAAAGGAUCGUUUAACGAUUCAAGAAAUUGGGAACCGAUUAUUAGACGUGUCAGUUCUCCGUGAAAAACUAAUGUUAUCCAUGUUGAAACAUACAACAGACCCAGAAAUAUUACGAGAAUUAUCAGAUAUUGUAGCUUUAAUAGAUGACGAACCUUCUGUAUAA